Ambispora leptoticha is the source of this 1314-nucleotide messenger RNA. The record is from the annotation of a GenBank genome assembly. Lineage: Eukaryota; Fungi; Glomeromycota; Glomeromycetes; Archaeosporales; Ambisporaceae.
AUGGAAAGUAUACUUGAACAACAACGCAAAGCACAUGAAGAAAUUGAAAGACUGGAGCAAGCGAUCGUCGAUCAGUUUAUGAAAGAUCCUAAAUCACAUAAAGAGCGCCUCACUCGAGAACAUCGAGUCAGUGAUUUUUUAGACAGGAUAAGUUCACGAAGUAAAUUUUUAUAUGAGUUAUACGAAGAUUCAGACGGUGCAAGAAAAAAUGAAAUUGACGCGCUAUCUGGAACUUCGGAAUUUAGCGAAUUCUAUGGUCGCUUAAAAGCUAUCAAAGAUUAUCAUCGUCGAUAUCCCAACGAGACGGUUGAACCAUUAGAAUUAGAAUUUAUCAAUCAAGCAAAGGAAAAUGGAGAAGAUGAUCUCGAUAAAUUGUUUUCUGGAGAGGAAGGAAGCGGUCGAUUUUUAGAUUUGCACGCACUUCAUGAGCAAUAUGUGAAUUUAAAGAAUAUUAAAAAAUUAGAAUAUCUUACAUAUUUAGGAGAAUUUGAUCAUUUCUCAGAUUAUUCUAAAGAAAACAAACAUGGGGAAUAUGUAAAAUAUUUAGCAGAUCUUCGUAAUUAUCUUGAAAGUUUCUUUAGGAGAGUGAAACCUCUUUCAAAUCUUGAAGAUAUCAGGCGGGAAACGGAGAACGAAUUUAAUACACUUUGGGUGCAAGGAAAAGUUUCAGGCAAAAAAAGCUAUUCUAAGGAAACUGUCUAUGAUGCUCAUCUCAAAAGUAAAAAACAUUUAAAAGCUGCCAAUGAGAUGAUAAAAAAAGAUCGAGAAAUCGCGUUUUUGGAAGCAUUAAUUCAAAAAUACGCACAAGUUCUAGGUUCACAGAGAGAGGACACUAAAGCUAAUGUUGAAAGGAAACGUGCAUUGACUGAUCGAGAGCGACGAAUGGAAUUAGAAACCGAGGAAGUAGAUGAUGUAGAGACCGAAUCGGAAGACGAGGAUAAAAUUUAUAAUCCUCUCAAAUUACCACUUGGAUGGGAUGGUAAACCCAUUCCAUAUUGGCUAUAUAAGUUACACGGGCUCGGAGUUGAAUAUCCUUGUGAAAUUUGCGGGAAUUACGUUUAUAUGGGGCGAAAGGCAUUUGAUCGGCAUUUCCAGGAAUGGCGACAUGCUCAUGGAAUGCGAUGUCUAGGUAUACCGAAUACUCGGCAUUUUCAUGAGAUAACUCUAAUUGAAGAUGCUUAUGCUUUAUGGGAGAAGCUUAAAAGUACAAGCAAAACCGAUGAUUUUAAAGCAGAUACAAUGGAAGAGUUUGAAGAUGUCGAAGGAAAUCCCAUUCGAUCUUCAUAUGAUCAGCAAAAAAUUUUGACUAAUUGA